Rhodamnia argentea is the source of this 1323-nucleotide messenger RNA. RefSeq names its product cell division control protein 2 homolog C. The transcript has 5 exons. The record is from RefSeq and is a predicted model, not a curated record. Gene Ontology annotation, molecular function: cyclin binding; cyclin-dependent protein serine/threonine kinase activity; ATP binding. Lineage: Eukaryota; Viridiplantae; Streptophyta; Magnoliopsida; Myrtales; Myrtaceae. Gene Ontology annotation, biological process: signal transduction; regulation of gene expression; G1/S transition of mitotic cell cycle. Gene Ontology annotation, cellular component: nucleus; cyclin-dependent protein kinase holoenzyme complex; cytoplasm. Bases 101 to 1078 code for a protein of 325 amino acids.
UCCCUCCCCCCACUUCGCAACCCCUCAACGCUCAACGUUCCAAAACCAAAACCACCGCCCGUUACUAGAGAGAGAGAGAGAGAGUGAUCGGAGAUCGGAGAUGGAGAAGUACGAGAAGCUGGAGAAGGUCGGCGAGGGCACGUACGGCAAGGUCUACAAGGCCAAGGACAAGGCGACGGGCCAGCUCGUCGCGCUCAAGAAGACGCGCCUCGAGAUGGACGAGGAAGGCGUGCCCCCCACCGCCCUCCGCGAGGUCUCCCUCCUCCAGUUGCUCUCCCAGUCCCUCUACGUCGUCCGCCUCCUCUGCGUCGAGCACGUCGACGCCGCCACCUCCAAGCGCAAGGCCCCCUCCGCCGCCGACGACGGCGGCCAUGGCGCCUCCGCCGCCGCCGCCGGGAAGCCGAUGCUGUAUCUCGUGUUCGAGUACCUGGACACCGAUCUCAAGAAGUUCAUCGAUUCGCACCGUAAGGGGCCGAAUCCUAGGCCCAUCCCUCCCGCGCUCGUCCAGAACUUCCUCUACCAGCUCCUCAAGGGCGUCGCUCACUGCCACAGCCACGGCGUGCUCCACCGCGAUCUCAAGCCACAGAACCUGCUCGUCGACAAGGAGAAGGGGAUCUUGAAGAUCGCCGAUCUGGGGCUGGGUCGCGCCUUCACCGUCCCUCUCAAGAGUUAUACUCAUGAGGUUGUCACUCUCUGGUACAGAGCACCUGAGGUGUUGCUGGGAUCUACUCACUACUCAAUUGGGGUGGAUAUGUGGUCUGUUGGGUGUAUCUUCGCUGAGAUGGUAAGAAGGCAAGCGUUAUUUCCUGGGGACUCUGAGUUUCAGCAACUGCUUCACAUAUUCAGGCUAAUGGGAACCCCAACUGAGCAGCAAUGGCCAGGAGUUACCACUUUGAGGGAUUGGCAUGUUUAUCCACAAUGGGAACCUCAGAACUUGGCAAGAGCUGUUCCAUCCCUUGGACCUGAUGGGGUGGACCUUAUGUCGAAAAUGCUGAAAUAUGAUCCUGCCGAGAGGAUCUCAGCCAAAGCAGCACUUGAUCAUCCUUAUUUUGACAGUCUUGACAAGUCUCAGUUCUGAUAAUGCCUCGGAUACGGUCAAGUGUUCACUGGACGUGCUCUUAUGUUCUAUGUAGUUCUUGUAUUUACGUUAAAGUUGCUUUCACUGCUUAAAGGUCUUCUGUUUGCUCGGCACUUGAUGAAUCCGACUGUCAUCAUCUUGGUGAUGAAGUUUCAUGUAACACUACCAAUGAUUUUUUUUUUUUAAAUAGUGGCAAUGGCUAUGUUCCCCGAGAAUUCCAAUGUCUCUGUCUUUCUAACGUUUAA